AUGACGCACUCAUAUCAGUCCCAGACCCUGUCGGGUUUCCUCGAUUCAAUGCAGCAGGACGAAGCCUCGGCGUAUUCCUUAUUUGGCCCGACCUCAUAUCCUGAGAGCGUGGCAUUCUGGCACGAUCCUUCCGCCCCGGCGAUGGCUGUGGCCCCCUCGUACACAUCCAAGGAAGCAUCCCUGCUCAACCCACUCGACCAGAAGAAACACAAGCGCACUCGAAGCGGCUGCUUCACCUGUCGCACACGCCGGAUCAAAUGCGACGAGACUCGUCCGCUCUGUGAAAGGUGUAGGAAAGGGUCGCGCGAGUGUGUCUAUCCCUCGUCAACAUCGUCAUCCAAGGGUAGCGUGCGGACUACAGCCAAGUCGCGCGCAGGUCGUCCACCAUCGCAAGGGAGCGACUCGUCUGGAAAGUACGAGAUCGAGGCUAUAAGCCCCCUAGAUCCCAUCAUCGACGAAGAGGAACCCGACAGUGCCAUAUCCGAAUCGCGACCGUCACCUCCCGCAACCACAAGGCCGGACUUACAUAAGAGCCAAAGCUCGCAAUCUCUCCGGAAGCGCAGUAUCAAGCACACGGAUGCUGGUUCGUUCAUCAAAGAACAGAGUAGUUCGCCGUCGGCUGAGUCGUCGCACUUUGAAUCGAUGAGCGCGCGCUCGGGUAGCAUUGGACAUUCCACAGCUGAAAUGAUCAGCAAUGCGCGCCUUCCAGACGAUCUGCGAUUUUAUUUAAAUUUCCACCAGGAAUUCCUGACUACGCCGCAUUUCUUCUUAAGGCAGAGUUGCUCCCGGUUCAUUCAGCACAGCCUUAUUGAGCUCGCGUUGCAGUAUGAGCCUCUUCUCUACGCUCUGGUGGGCUUCUCGGCCUACCAUCAUACCUUGCGGAGCCCUGGGGGGAAGUUGUAUACAUUCCUGAAAUAUUAUAAUAAAGCCUUGAUUCUCCUUCGGAAGUCAUUGGGCUCGGGGGAAGAACACAGUGAAGCGACACUGUGCACUGUUCUUGUCCUGACGACCUUCGAGGAGUACAUCGGCGACUGGAUGAACUUGAUCGACCACCAUCGGGCGGCACAUGCAUUGAUGCUAGAAUUAUUGACACCGGAGUCCGCCAACGUGAAUGAGCUACAUACAAACAUCUUCUUAUGGUAUGCCCGCUUCGAUGUAGUGGUUGGGAUCCUGGCCGGCACCGAAACAGUCUUGAAUCGAGAUUGGUACCUUCUAAAGGAGCAGUACGACGCCGACCAAGCCGCCAUCUACCCCGAUGACCCAUCCAAACAACUUGCCCUCGUGGCAUCUAUCAACAGACGCUUCGGUCUUGACAUGGCCUCGCUAUAUGCAAAAUUGUCCCGCGGCAUGGUCUCGAUGGAGCAGUUCGCCGCGCAAAACGACCAACUGGGCCUGAUGAUAGAGCACGCAAAAGCGAUUCUACGGACAUUCGACGAUUAUGAAUAUAAAGUGCAGGAGUUUCCCCACCAGCUUCCCCUGACCGAGGAUGACGUUACAGAUCCGUACGCUCCUGGAGGUCUGCACCGUGGCCCCUUGUGGGACUUCAAUUAUGCCUGGAUUGACAUCCUCUCUACCGAGACAAUGUAUCGAUACCAGGCCAUGCUGGUCUUGGGUCAAAAUCAACUGCCAGAUUUGCAGGAGUUGGCCGAAGAGCAGUGCCGUUUGAUUGAGACGAUGGAUCGCUGGCCACACAAGGAUAAUGGAUACUGUAUCAUGUUCAAGAACAGUAUUGGAAUCGCCAGCAUGUUUCUUCCAAAAGAGCACAAGUAUCAGAUGUGGUCCCGGCGGAAGAUGGCGUUGAUGGAGCAAAAUGGAUACUUCAUCACACCUCGAUUCCGAUCCGCUCUCGCUGCCAUCUGGCAAACACCAGAAAUCGAACAUUGGUGGCUUCCAAAUGAGGAAGGAUACACAGAUAUUAUCCGCGAGGUUCGUGCUUUGACUGCCGAACGUUUGAGCCAGCCCAGGGAUGAGCUCCGCGAGAACGUUCGUGACAUGAAGUACAUGUUUCGUGGGAUGAACUUGGAUGGCCGUGAAGACGAGAGCCCUUCCAGUACGAAGAGUGGUCACCCUUGA
Messenger RNA from Penicillium arizonense, 2073 nucleotides. Its product is annotated as Zn(II)2Cys6 transcription factor. Lineage: Eukaryota; Fungi; Ascomycota; Eurotiomycetes; Eurotiales; Aspergillaceae. Gene Ontology annotation, biological process: positive regulation of transcription by RNA polymerase II. The transcript has 3 exons. Gene Ontology annotation, cellular component: nucleus. Gene Ontology annotation, molecular function: DNA-binding transcription factor activity, RNA polymerase II-specific; zinc ion binding; transcription cis-regulatory region binding. Bases 1 to 2073 code for a protein of 690 amino acids. The record is from RefSeq and is a predicted model, not a curated record.